AUGGACACAGAGAAAAAGCCAGCAGUUUCGGCAGAUGGAGCAGUGCCAGCCAGUAUGGAUGUUCAGACUGGCCAAGCCACUCAGCGUGGCCUCAAGUCAAGACAUGCUCAAAUGCUUGCUCUCGGCGGAACAAUUGGAACUGCCCUGUUUGUUAGCUCAGGCCAGACUCUGGCGCGUGGUGGCCCUGCGUUCCUCCUGGGCACGUUUUGCUUCAUGUCUCUCGUAGUGUUUACCGUUGUUACUGCCCUCACAGAGAUUGCAACGUGGAUGCCCGUGUCUGGAAGCUCCGUCAGCUACUAUUCCAAUCGUCUGGUUUCGCCGUCGUUUGGAUUCGCAACGGGAUGGCUUUACGUCUACUGCCUGGGAAUCCUCGCCCCAUAUGAGAUUACGGCCGCUUCGUUGGUCAUCAACUAUUGGGGAAACCCGGUCAGCGUCGGCGUUUGGAUAACGAUCAUGAUUGUUGUCGUGGUUGGAUUAAACUCUCUGCCUGUCCGUUAUUACGGCGAAUCGGAAUUCUGGUUUGCCUCGAUGAAAAUGAUCAUGAUGGCCGGACUCCUGGUUGUCUCAGCGGUCAUCUUUUUCGGAGGAGGCCCCGAUCAUGACAGGGUUGGGUUUCGGUAUUGGCAGCAUCCAGGCGCUGCAAAUGAAUAUAUAUUGAGUGGUAAUACCGGCCGGUUCAUUGCGUUAUUGGCGACACUUGUCCUAGCCUCACUUCCAUUCACUUUUGCCCCCGAGUUUCUCAUCUUGACAACCGGCGAAAUGGCAGCACCUCGACAGACUCUUCCGAAAGCCGCACAACGAUAUAUAUACCGCAUUCUUUUCUUCUACAUCUCAUCCGUCCUGGCAAUCGGUGUCAUAUGUCCUUCUGACAGCCAAGCUUUGACCAGCGGCGGAAAAGGUGCUGGAGCGUCGCCAUUCGUAGUGGCUAUCAAAAACGCUGGCAUCCCCGUGCUUGGCAGCAUCAUCAACGCUGGAAUUCUUCUCUCGGCCUGGUCAUCUGGAAACUCCUUCUUCUACAUGGCGACGCGUUCUUUGUACUCCCAAGCCCUAUCUGGCAAUGCGCCAAGGUGGUUUCUGGCAUGCACCAAAUCUGGUGUACCGUAUCGAUGCGUCAUGGCAUGCGCACUGUUCUGUCCCCUGGCCUAUCUGAACCUGGGUACUAAUAGUGCGGUUGUUUUUAACUGGUUCAUCAAUUUCACAAACGAAUCUGCAUUCAUCUCUUGGACCUGUUGCUGCAUCGUCCACCUUCGGUUUCGCAAGGCUUGCAAAGCCCAAAACAUAACUAAUCUCCCCUACACAUCCAAAUUUCAGCCGUGGGGAUCAUAUUUUGGUCUUUUCUUGUUUCCCUUUCUCGCACUUAUAAACGGGUUCGACGUAUUUUUCCCGGAAAAUUGGAGCACUUCGUCCUUUUUCACAGCCUAUGUGGGAAUCCCGCUGUUUUUGGCGUUCUACUUUGGGCAUCGGAUAUAUAACUGGCAUGAUCCUUGGGUGUAUGAUCCAGCAACAGUGGACCUCAGUGUGGACGAAGUUGAGGGCAUCAUUGAAGAAGUGCCAAGGUCGGCUGAAGGGAAGAGACCAUGGUGGAAAAUUUUCAGCUUGUUGUGGGAGUGA
Messenger RNA from Talaromyces rugulosus, 1611 nucleotides. RefSeq lists its product as uncharacterized. The coding region runs from base 1 to 1611 and encodes 536 amino acids. The transcript is spliced from 3 exons. Gene Ontology annotation, cellular component: membrane. NCBI's taxonomy places the organism in Eukaryota, Fungi, Ascomycota, Eurotiomycetes, Eurotiales, Trichocomaceae. Gene Ontology annotation, molecular function: amino acid transmembrane transporter activity. Gene Ontology annotation, biological process: amino acid transmembrane transport. The record is from RefSeq and is a predicted model, not a curated record.